AUGUAAUUAUUCACAAGUUUAACUUUCAACAAUGAUAGCCAAAACACAUAAACGACAUCAACUAAGGCUCAGAACACGCAAAUAUUCAAAGUUCAUUUAUAUCCCAAGCAAUACAUAAUAGAGACAAAUCAGAAAUCCAUAACACUGGAUAAACAUUUGAUUAUUGAUAGAGACAAUGGGAAUCUGUAUGAGAAAUGUAUUUUGUUUGAUAGAAUAUGUAGCUGGAUCACCACCAUAGAGCGAACACGAAUAAAUGGCUUUUUCUGCUUUCUUAGGAACAAUUUAUAUUCUUGAUGAACCUUUAUUAUUAUUUGUUGAGAAAGCAGAACUAAUUUGUACAAUAGACGAAUAAGAUGUGUUCUAGAUUGUUUCAGUCUAAUUCCUAUCAUACAUGCCUAAUAUUAUGUAAUCGCCUAAGGCUAAUGCCAUUUUGAAAAUAAUUAAAUAACUCAAGAAAAUAUUGGGCAUGGGUUUCUAUUUCUCAUAUGGAUAUGAUUUGACAUUAUCAAAAGUAAAGCAAUAGAUUGAGGAGAAGACUGAUGAGAGGUUCUUAUGGAAUCUGAAUUUGAUUAGAAAUCAUCUUAAAUAAAAAAUUGAUAGAAAAUGGUUGACUAAUAUCAUACAAGGAUUCAUAAAUUAUUUUAACUUGUAUAUCAAUGGUAAAAAACUAGAUUUUUAUUUGAUGAGCAGGAGAUCAAGUCAAAGAGCAGGUACCAGAUAUAACGUCAGAGGUAUAGAUGAUAAUGGCAAUGUUGCUAACUUUGUGGAAACAGAAUAGAUUAUAUAUUAUAAUAAUCAUUGCUGUUCUCAUCUUUAAGUGAGAGGAAGUGUACCUAUAUUUUGGAGUCAAAGAGGAUUGUUGAUAGAGACUGAAAUAAUGAGAUCUGCAGAAUUAAACAAAAGGGCAUUUAAGAAACAUUUCGCAAGUCUUUUUGAAGAUUAUUCAAGGGUUAUUUGUUUGAAUUUGAUGGCUGAAAAGAAAACGGAAGAGCAGAUGGUUUCGAAAGCAUAUGAAGAACAAAUAAAAUUGAAUUCUCAAGAAUUAAAUGAAAAUAUCAAAUAUGAGUGGUUUGAUUUUCAUCAUGAAUGUAAAAACAAUGAUUUUUCAUUGUCUAAUCCAUUGAUAAGGAAAUUGAUGGAUCAUAUCUAAAACUUUGGAUUCUUUUAGCUAGACUUAAAAACUAAAAAGGUGUUGUCUGUUCAACAUGGAGUCUUUAGGACCAAUUGUAUGGAUUGUCUUGAUAGAACCAAUUUCAUCUAGGCCAAAAUAGCCAUGAGUGUUUUUGAUAUAUAAACUAAAAAAUUAGGAUUGGAUUUCUAAAAUCUGCUAAAAAUGUCACCCAUUGAAGCCUUAGAUGAAGAUUCAAGCAAAAUUACAAAUUAUUUUAUAAAUUAUUUCAAGAACAUUUGGGCUGACAAUGGUGACAUGUUGUCAAAUCAAUAUACUGGUACUGGAUCUACUCAUACCAAUAUUACAAGAACUGGAAAGAGAGAUUUCAAGGGCAUUUUAGGUCAUGGCACAGUUUCAAUGGGUAGAGUCAUAAAUUAGAAUUUUGGGGAUAAUGAUAAAUAAGAGACAAUAGAUAUUUUAUUAGGCAAUCAUGCUGAUAUCACUGCAUCAUACACUAAAUAAAUAGAGGAAAAGUUAAUAUCAAGAUAAUAAGAGUUCUGCAAUUUUUCUGAACGCACAAUUCUGGUGACAACUUGGAAUGUGGGAAGAUAAACUAUUCCUUAAUCGUAUGAUCUGAAUAAAGAGAUUAUUAAUUACUAAGCUGACAUCAUUGUAAUUGGAUUACAAGAAAUGGCUUAUUCUGCAACUCAGCUGGUGAGUGGAUCAUCUUAGUAAUUAUAAGAUUGGGAUAAGUUGAUUGCCAAUAAUUUAAGUAGGAGAGAUAAGUAUAUCAAUAUUAAAUCUAAGGCAUUAUUAGGAAUGGGCCUGUUUAUUUAUGCCAAGGAGAAAUUUCAAGACAGAAUCACCAAAGUUAGUGAUGAUACAAUUAAAUUAGGUGUAUGGAGCAAUCCUUUUACAGACAAAGGUGCUGUAGCCAUUAAAAUGUUGAUUGAUGAUACUUUAAUAUGUUUUAUCAAUUGCAAUUUGGAAUAUGGAAAGGGGAAUCUGGAUAAAAGAUUGGAGAAUCUCAAUGAAAUUCAUCAAACUAUAUUUAAUCAAUAAGCGAUAGGGAAGAAGAAAGAAGAGAAAAUUGAAUAAUGUGAUUAUCGAAUCUUAUUUGGAGAUCUGAAUUUCAGAAUCAACCUUGAAAAAGACGAGAUUAUCAAAUCCAUUUAGAAAUACGAAGAGUUUAUAAAAACCAACAAAAUGACAGAAGCCUAGAACAUAUUUUAGUAUAUUGUUAUUUUAAAAUUAGAAUUUUGUAAAAAAAUGAUGAAAUCAAAAGUAAUAGAGAAAAAAAUCAAUAUCUAAAGCCAUAUUAAGAGUCAGAUAUUAAAUUUCUCCCUACUUAUAAAUUUUAACUCUAUUCAGAAAGGUAUGACGAAUCAAGAACCCCAUCUUGGAAUGACAGGAUCUUAGUGGGAUAGAACGAGCAUUGCGAACACAAAUACUAAUAUUACAAAUCUCAUAAUGUCACCUACAGUGAACAUAGGCCAGUUAGUGCUUUAAUUAAUAUUAAAACCAGAUAGGAAAUAGCAGAGAAAAAAGAAAAUAUUAUAUCAUCAAUUAUUUAAAAUGAAUUAUGA
Messenger RNA from Paramecium octaurelia, 2697 nucleotides. Lineage: Eukaryota; Ciliophora; Oligohymenophorea; Peniculida; Parameciidae. The record is from the annotation of a GenBank genome assembly.